CGAGCGAUACGGACGUGUUCGUCUCCAGUGAGUUAAGAAUCCCGCACAAGAAAGUAACCCAUCGAAGAUUUGUUCGAAUCGAAGAUCAGAUCACUCCGCUAAGAAAGUGAGAUUUGUGCAGUGAAAAAGUACUGAGAUAUACUAAAAUCACCCAAAGAUUGUAAACAAAAUAAAAAACAAAGUAAAAACAAAUCAGCCAAGUGAGAAGCCAAAGUUAAGAACCGAAAUCGAAAUGAAUCACCUAUCGCCGCCGCCAUCGCCGCACUCGCAGCAGCCGAGUCCAGCGGGCAUGGGGAUCGGGAUGGGCUGCCAUGGAGCAGCCCUGGACAAACAGUGGAUGCAGCGGGCGUCCGCCUUCAACACUGUGAUGGCCUCCGCCGCGGCACAGAAAAUCAAUGGGAGAGAUCUUCCCUUUUUGUACAACCCACUGCUCUACUCCAGUGCCCUGCUGUGGCCCCAAUUCCUGUUGUCCUCGGCUACGGCUCUGGGCACGCCCCUAACCCCCAUGACCCCCAAAUCGCCCGCCUCUGUGGUGAUGGGCCAGCGGGAUCGGGACUACGCGUUGACCCCUGAAAAGGAGCACGAACUGCAGCUGAGCAAGCAGGAGGAUCAGGAGCAGGACGAGGACAUGCCCUUGAACCUGAGCACCAAGGAGCGCAUCACAUCGGAUCUGGCCAACCAGGAGCAGUAUCACAGCAGCAGUAACAACAGCAGCAGCAGGAGCAGCUCCAGCAGUGACGUGGAGCCACUGCAUCCGAUGACCGCUCUCAACGUGACCCCGCCCCCUUUGAGGGCGGUGAAUCUGAAGAGUUCGGGCACACCACAACAACAGCGCCAGAGAUCGCAGGGUAACAUCAUCUGGUCACCGGCCUCGAUGUGCGAGAGAUCGGCGAGAAGGGAGCAGUAUGGUCUGAAAAUGGAGGACGACGAGGAGGAGCACCAGGUGGAUCCCAUUGUGCGAAAGUUCAAGUACGAGCGCAGGACAGCUUCCAUAUCCUCGCUGCAAUCACCGAUCUCCUCGCUCUCCGCCCCACCCUCCACUUCCGUUCAGGAUCUGGAGUUCGAGGUGGCCCAGCAGCAAUUGUACGCCCAUCGCAGUGCCUUCAUGGCCGGACUCACGGGCAACAACCUGGAGCUGCUCACCCAGCACUUGAAGCAGAAGAGCGAGCAACCACAGCAGCAGCAUCAUCGCAUCAAGGACGAGCAGCAGGAUAACCGUUCGGCAGCCGCUCUCAUGGGUUUGGUGGCAGCCGCCGAAUUUGGCUACAUGCGUAAUCAACACCAACAGCCGCAGCAGCAACAGUUGCAUCAUCAGCAGCAGCAGCAGCAACAUCAGCAACAUCAGCAGCAACAUCCUGACUCGACGGCCACAGAUGUUGCGCGUCGGUCCUCCUCCUCGUCCUCUUACCAAGGUGAAGGCGAGGAGAAGCGCAGCGGCAGGAAUUUUCAGUGCAAACAAUGUGGCAAGAGCUUCAAGCGUUCGUCCACCCUGUCCACGCAUCUGCUCAUCCACAGCGAUACCCGGCCAUAUCCCUGCCAAUAUUGUGGCAAGCGGUUCCACCAAAAGUCGGACAUGAAGAAGCACACGUAUAUACACACGGGCGAGAAGCCACACAAGUGCACGGUGUGCCUGAAGGCCUUCAGUCAGAGCUCGAACUUGAUCACGCACAUGAGGAAGCACACGGGCUACAAGCCCUUUGGCUGUCUACUCUGCGAUCAGUCCUUCCAGAGGAAAGUGGAUCUGCGGAGGCAUCGGGAAUCGCGGCAUGAGGAGGCGCCCGCCCUCGAGGAUCUGAAGCCCCUGAAGAUGGAGGUGAGCAGCAGCAGCUGCUGACCACGGCUAGGACAUCUCUGAUCCGGGAGAUCCCAGUAUUACGCUAAGCAGGAUCGAGGGACACACUCAUACACAAAAACACCCAGCCGAAGGAGCAGUUUGAAGUCUAAGACCCUAAGUCUAAGUCGUUGCUAUAAAAGCCAAAGUUUGUUUUGUUUAGGCCUUCGCAAAGAUUUACCUAGGCAUAAGAACUAUUGUUAAAUAUCUCCCUUCAAAACAAAACCAAACCACCCCCCUCCCCACAUUAGCUAAGAUACUGCCGUAAGCCUGUAUAUAGUUGUCCAAAAACAAGACUCUUAUUAUAGCUGUUAAACCUUAGCUUAAUAACUAAUCUAAUUUAUUGCAUUAACCCUUAUUGAUUCGGUUUGAACUUAACCCAAAAUUGGCAGCUAAACGUACCAAAGAACAACCAACAACAAAUGAAAUACCACUUGGCGUCCACUUGUCUAAAUUUAGUUUCCUAAUUUAUUUAAGUUUA
Drosophila rhopaloa is the source of this 2312-nucleotide messenger RNA. Its product is annotated as zinc finger protein sens. Bases 233 to 1834 code for a protein of 533 amino acids. Lineage: Eukaryota; Metazoa; Arthropoda; Insecta; Diptera; Drosophilidae. Gene Ontology annotation, cellular component: nucleus. The transcript is spliced from 4 exons. The record is from RefSeq and is a predicted model, not a curated record.